AAGGUCAUAAGGAUGGACUUAGAAAAUUAUAAAGGGUGCUCGCUUACCCUCUUUUUCCCACCACUCUUCUCAUUAUCAAUCCACAGAAGCUUACCAACUAAAAGCCCUCCUCAGCAGCACAGCUCUAACACAACAGAAUCCCCCUCACAAUGGUCGUCUCUCUUCCUGUCCCAACUCAUGCCAGCAGUGAUGUCCUCAGCCAGGCUGUCAAGUCCUCAGAUUCGACCUUCAAGGUCCUUUACUUUGGUCUCCACGGUCGCGGUGAGUUGAUCCGUGCCCUCCUUGCCUUUGCCGGUGCCAAGUGGGAGGAGCUAACAGCCGACUGGCCCGCUCAAAAGUCCCACACCCCUUUCGGCGUCCUGCCUGUCGUGUACGAGACCACCUCCGAUGGAACCGUUCUCGAGCUCGCAGAGUCCCAGGCAAUUGAGCGCUACCUCUCUAACAAGUUCCACCUCUACGGAAAGAACGAGUACGAGCACCACAAGGUCGAGCAGUACUUCACCUCCAUCGAUACUGUCUGGCUCGCCUUCAGGCCCAAGGUCAUCGAUGCCGCCCCCGAGAACCGUGUCGAGGAGGCCAACAAGUUCUAUGACGAGACCAUUUCGAAGAUCGCCGCUAUCCACGAGGAGCACCUCAAGAAGAACGGAUCGAACGGUCACUACGUUGGCGAUUCCUUCACUCUCGCUGAUCUGAAGACUGCCGUGUUUGUCGAUCGCAUCCUUCUGUUGAGACCCGCGGGUGCAAAGGAGGCUCCCUUCUCGGCCGAGAAGACUCCUAACAUCUGGAAGGUUUAUGAGACUGUCAAUAGCCACCCCAGCUAUGCUGCAUGGAAGGAGAGUCAGAGAUACCAGGAGUUGAGUGCUGGCACCAAGGGAAUCUUCAAGUUCUGAAGGGAUGCCAUCCGCAGGGGGCACACUCCCUCCAAUCCGGUAUGCCGUAGUGCAUCCACCAAGACUUGAAAAUAAGCAAACAUACUUAUAAGCUGUUAUCCUCAGUUCAAGUAUAUUACGCACAAUGAUUUAGAUCACAGUAAUAGUUUAUGGUGUAUACGUUUGAGUUGACCGGGCAACUCAGGUCAGCUCAUUUUGACCCAUAAUAAUGUCCACUCAAAUGACACAGCGUACAAAAAUGAAAAUAAAAGGCCCACUCAAAACAAACGGCGCAAACGGCCUUUCCCCCCUACUCGAUCUCUGUACCUCUCACCUCAUGCAGCCAUGCGAAG
Messenger RNA from Gamsiella multidivaricata, 1222 nucleotides. Its product is annotated as glutathione S-transferase. NCBI's taxonomy places the organism in Eukaryota, Fungi, Mortierellomycota, Mortierellomycetes, Mortierellales, Mortierellaceae. Bases 150 to 890 code for a protein of 246 amino acids. Gene Ontology annotation, molecular function: glutathione transferase activity. Gene Ontology annotation, biological process: glutathione metabolic process. The record is from RefSeq and is a predicted model, not a curated record. The transcript has 2 exons.